Carassius gibelio (silver crucian carp) is the source of this 4114-nucleotide messenger RNA. RefSeq lists its product as uncharacterized. Gene Ontology annotation, molecular function: structural molecule activity. The record is from RefSeq and is a predicted model, not a curated record. Bases 177 to 2768 code for a protein of 863 amino acids. The transcript is spliced from 13 exons. NCBI's taxonomy places the organism in Eukaryota, Metazoa, Chordata, Actinopteri, Cypriniformes, Cyprinidae.
GGGAAUUUGCAAACAAAUCAGAUCCGUGCAGGUGUAGACUUACAUCUCCCCGACCAAUCACAGUAGAGAUCUGAAGUCUAUAUAUAGCUGCUCCCAAACCCCCUCACAUACCUGCCGCAGGUAAAACAACAGACCGCAUCUCGCAAGCACGCUCAAAGCCACUUCUAAACCGCACCAUGUCAUUCAUGAGCCCUUCCAGGAGUUUCUCCAGCUCAAGUCUGUCUGGUAGCUUGGGGUCAAGGGGUGGUUUGUUCGGGUCCAUUUCCCCAGCCACUAUAGGGAAUCUGGCAAACACACUGCGUCCGACUGUGCAGAUCAACAGCAGCACUUUUCCCCCAGCUGAUGAUAAAGAGACCAUGAAGGGUCUGAAUGACCGUCUGGCGGGGUAUCUGUCAAAAGUGCGACUCCUGGAGGACUCCAACAUUGAACUGGAGAAGCAAAUCAAAGAGGCUCUGAUGAGGAAAGGAGCUGAGAGUGACAGAGACUGGAGCGCCUAUGAGAAGAUCAUGAAUGAUCUGAGAAACCAGCUCCAGGAAAUGACCAUGGACAAUGCCAGACUCUUCUUACAGAUAGACAAUGCGAGGCUGGCUGCUGACGAUUUCAAAGUCAAGUUUGAGUCGGAGCAGGCCAUGCGGCAAGGGGUGGAGCAGGAUCUGGCAGGACUCCGUAAGAUGCUGGACGACACUUACAUGGGCCGCAUGCAGCUGGAGGGCCAGAUCGAGUCUAUGAGAGAAGAGCUGGUGUUCCUGAAGAAGAGCCACGAGGAGGAUGUUGCCAACCUGGAGAGUCAGAUCAGUGACUCUCAAGUCAAUGUGCAAAUGGAGUCUAAAAACAAUGCAGACCUCAAUGAGACCAUUAAUAACAUCCGCACGCAGUACGAGCGAGCCGCACAGAAGAGCCGCGAGGAAACUGAAGAGUGGUAUAAAAACAAAUUUGACAGCAUCACAGCUGAGGUGACUCAGAACACAGAAGCUCUGCAGGCAGGAAAGACCGAGCUGAACGAGCUGCGCAGGACGAAACAAACUCUAGAAAUUGACCUGCAGGCUCUGCACAAUAUGAUUCGAUCCCUCGAAGAUUCGCUGCGUGAAACAGAGGCACGUUACGCUCAUGAAGUCAAUGGGUACAACUCUGGAUUGGUGCAGCUGGAGGGAGAGCUGGGACAGGUGCGAGCGCAGGUGGAGCGUCAGGCGGCCGAGUAUGAUGCCCUGCUGAACAUCAAGUCCAAACUGGAGGCAGAGAUUGCUACUUAUCAUUGCCUCCUGGAGGGUGUUGUUGACGACGAGGGGGACAAAAAUAGAGAGGAAUUUUCUUUAGAGCAGGCGUUGUAUGCAGCUCCUCCGCCUUCCGUCGGACUUAAGAAAGCCAUCGUCAUCACGCAAGAAAUAGUGGACAGAAAAGGGGUCUCUCAGAGUGAACUUGAGCAAAAUCCUACUAAUCACAACAACCACGUUUUUGGGGAGGAAGAGGAGUUGGCAGAACCACUGGUGUUAGCUUUGGAGUUAGCAAUGGAAAAGGUGAAAGACGAGCAAGAGGAGUUUGGAGAACAACUGGAGUUAGCAAUGGAAAAGGCAAAAGACGAGCAAGAGGAGUGGGGAGAACAACUGGAGUUAGCGAUGGAAAAGGCAAAAGACGAGCAAGAGGAGUGGGGAGAACAACUGGAGUUAGCGAUGGAAAAGGCAAAAGAUGAGCAAGAGGAGUUUGGAGAACAACUGGAGUUAGCGAUGGAAAAGGCAAAAGACGAACAAGAGGAGUUUGGAGAACAACUGGAGUUAGCAAUGGAAAAGGUGAAAGACAAGCAAGAGGAGUUUGGAGAACAACUGGAGUUAGCGAUGGAAAAGGCAAAAGACGAGCAAGAGGAGUGGGGAGAACAACUGGAGUUAGCGAUGGAAAAGGCAAAAGACGAGCAAGAGGAGUGGGGAGAACAACUGGAGUUAGCGAUGGAAAAGGCACAAGACGAGCAAGAGGAGUUUGGAGAACAACUGGAGUUAGCGAUGGACAAGGUGAAAGAUGAGCAAGAGGAGUGGGGAGAACAACUGGAGUUAGCGAUGGAAAAGGCAAAAGACGAGCAAGAGGAGUGGGGAGAUCAACUGGAGUUAGCGAUGGAAAAGGCAAAAGACGAGCAAGAGGAGUUUGGAGAACAACUGGAGUUAGCGAUGGAAAAGGCAAAAGACGAGCAAGAGGAGUUUGGAGAACAACUGGAGUUAGCGAUGGACAAGGUGAAAGAUGAGCAAGAGGAGUUUGGAGAACAACUGGAGUUACAGUUGGAGUUAGCGAUGGAAAAGGCAAAAGAUGAGCAAGAGGAGUGGGGAGAACAACUGGAGUUAGCGAUGGAAAAGGCAAAAGAUGAGCAAGAGGAGUGGGGAGAACAACUGGAGUUAGCGAUGGAAAAGGCACAAGACGAGCAAGAGGAGUUUGGAGAACAACUGGAGUUAGCAAUGGAAAAGGCAAAAGACGAGCAAGAGGAGUGGGGAGAACAACUGGAGUUAGCGAUGGAAAAGGCAAAAGACGAGCAAGAGGAGUGGGGAGAACAACUGGAGUUAGAGUUGGAGUUAGCGAUGGAAAAGGCAAAAGAUGAGCAAGAGGAGUGGGGAGAACAACUGGAGUUAGCGAUGGAAAAGUGGAAAGAUGAGCAAGAGGAGUGGGGAGAACAACUGGGGUUAGAGAUGGAAAAGCUUAUAGAAGAGCGAGAGGAGUUAGAAGAAGAAGAGUUUAUGAAGACAGGGGUGCUCCCUAGGAGUGCCCAUAAAAUCUGGCCACCCCUACAAUAAUUUUGCCAUGGGUAUUAUUAAUUUAAAUGCAUAAUGUAAAUUCAUAAUAGUUCACAAAAUGAAAGAAAACUAAAUGCAGCCCGAAAAAAGAUUGUAGAUUGGCACCACCAGAGUAGCUUUGUCACUCCAAAGCUCAUGAAAAUCACAUACCAGUUAUAUACCAUGUUAAUCGUGUGUUUAUAAGCUUCAUGUUCUUCUGUAGCUAAUGCUAAUCAAAAUGUGUAAAUCAGUGGAAAAUGAAAAGAAAUUAUGAUUCUGUCUGAAGAAAUAUAAAGUAAAGUGUAAAAAUAUACAUUUUGCUCCUAAGUAUGAGCACUUUUGGAUUGUAAACCCUUAUUGAAGCUGUGAAGACAAAUUAACCGCAGCAGACUCGACUGAAUAUGAAUGGGUGUUAUUAUUCUAUUCAAAAUACCAUACAUUACCAAAUUAUUAUUUUGCAUAAUUAAAAGAAUUAAGAAACCAAAGUAAAUAAGUAUAACAAAUAUUUUACAUUACAAGAAGGGUCUCAAGAUAUGAAGGAGAACGAGUGACAUUGUAUUGCUACGUCUCAUCCUAAUCUUACAGCAUUAUUGGUUCUUCAUUUCUGUAUUUCUUUCCUUCUUAUAGCUCAGUUUUUCUUUGUGAUGACCAUGACUUUUUAUUAAUCUACUGUACCACAAUAAAACGUGUAUGAGCUUUAUCUCUUGGCUAGCGUUGUUAUUUUAGAAUGUAAAUGACCAAUCAGAAGUUUGGGUUCCGUAAGAACAUUUGUUUUCGAAGCAAGACAUUUAUAAUAUUACAAAAGAUUGCCAUUUCUCAAAGAAUGCUAAAAAAAAUGGAUCACGAUUUCCACAAGAAUAUGAAUCAGCACAGGCAUUUUCGACAUUGAUAAUAAUAAGAGGUUUCUUGAGCAGCAGAUUCAAUUGAUUUCUGAAAGAUCAUGUGACACUGAAGACCGUAUCAAUGAUGCUGAAAAUUCAGCUUUAAAUUACAUUAUAAAAUAUAUGUGGAGGUCUUUUUAUUUUAUGCCAAAAAUCAUUAGGACAGUAAAGAUCAUGUUCCAUGAAGAUAUUUUGUAAAUUUCCUACUGGUGAUAUAUUAAAACUUAAUUUUUUAUUAGUAAUAUGCAAUGCAUUCGUACAACUUUAAAGUUGAUUUUCUCAAUAUUUUGAUUUUUUUUUUUUUGCACCAUUAGAUUCCAGAUAGCUGUAUCUUAACAAACCUUACAUCAAUGGAAAGCUUAUUUAUUUAGCUUUCAGAUGAUGUAUAAAUCUCAAUUUAGGAAAAAAAGACUCUUUUCACUGGUUUUGUGGUAUAAGAGUCGUAUAUUAAAACUAAAAGUUACUUUGAAUUGUAAUGAGAUUUCA